This is a messenger RNA of Melanotaenia boesemani (Boeseman's rainbowfish), 833 nucleotides long. RefSeq names its product actin related protein 2/3 complex, subunit 3 (gene arpc3). The transcript has 7 exons. The record is from RefSeq and is a predicted model, not a curated record. Gene Ontology annotation, molecular function: actin filament binding. The coding region runs from base 113 to 649 and encodes 178 amino acids. Gene Ontology annotation, cellular component: cytoskeleton; Arp2/3 protein complex. Gene Ontology annotation, biological process: Arp2/3 complex-mediated actin nucleation; regulation of actin filament polymerization. NCBI's taxonomy places the organism in Eukaryota, Metazoa, Chordata, Actinopteri, Atheriniformes, Melanotaeniidae.
UAGACACUUCCUGACUGUAAGCUGAAGGGUGGGACAGGCGGAAGCAGCGUCUUGCUUCAACUGCUUACAUAUUUCUCUCGCUGUGCAGUUGGAUUGAUAUCCUUAAUUCAACAUGCCGGCCUAUCACUCAAAUCUGAUGGCCCCUGAAACCAGACUGGUUGGGAACAUAGCGUUGCUCCCUCUCAAAACCCAGUUUAAAGGACCAGCCAGAGGAGACGGUAUAGAUUCUGAUAUAAUUGACGAAGCUAUCUAUUACUUCAAGGCCAAUGUCUUCUUUAAGAACUAUGAAAUAAAGAAUGAGGCAGACAGGACGCUGAUCUACGUCACACUUUACAUUUCUGAAUGCCUGAAGAAGCUACAGAAGUGCAGCUCCAGGAGCCAGGGAGAAAAGGAAAUGUACACUCUGGGCAUUACAAACUUUCCCAUUCCAGGGGAACCUGGCUUCCCUCUUAAUGCUAUGUAUGUUAAGCCUGCAAACAAACAGGAAGAAGAGACAAUGAGAGCAUAUCUGCAGCAGAUCCGCCAGGAGACUGGCUUGAGACUCUGUGAUCGUGUGUUUGACCCCCAAACUGACAAACCCAGCAAGUGGUGGAUGUGCUUUGUCAAGAAACAGUUCAUGAACAAAAGCCUGUCUGCUCCUGGACAGUAACCCGAAACGCAGCCACAGUUUUUCUUCUACAAGUUUCCAAGAUGGUCGGAUGGAAUUUUUUGGGUGGGGCAAGAUGGAUUUGUUUUUUGAGAUUUUAUACUUUUUGAGUUCAUUUGUCCAGAUGUUCAGUUGUCUCAUAUUAAGCUGGUGCUUAAUUCAAUAAAUAAAUUGCUGAGAUUGGAAA